GAAACUAUUGCCCUCUGACAUCCUUUAUUGUGAUUUUGUGGAUAUGCAGCAAGUAGGACGACGGCUAGAGGACAUUUCGGCAUCAAAUGGGAGCCAAACUGGAAGCAAGAAAAUGAGGAAAAGGGUUUCACAGAUCGACAGGAAAUAAAAGAAAACAAACAAGCUAUCGAUUAGGUGUUAACCCUGACGCAGAGGACUAAACAACGCUACUUAUGGAUUUAGACGAGAACAGCAAUAAUCUGCAUGAGGACUUUUUCCAGGACUACAAACCCAAAGAAAACAAUCGGUUUCUUCCACCCAAGCAUGUGAUAUAUCUGCUGCUGGCUGUGAGUGUGACCGUCGUCACCCUGUUCGCCAUGAUCAGACACCUCAUCAUAGACCUCAUCCAUGAUCUGGCAGAUUACCUGUUUGGAGAGCAGCCUGUGGAGGAGCAGGAGUUUCCCUGGGAAAGGCGAGAGAAGUUUAGGGCAGACUGGACACCAGAGGUGAUGCCUGAGCUGGAGGACAUGGACACAGACAAGGAUAUUCUACAGCUCAUGGAGGGCACCGAAGACUUACCAGCUAUUUGGGUUAUUUCAGACAAACCCCAGCCUUCUGCUAAAUCCUCCAUUCAGACUGAUGUUAGCGACAGCUAGCAUGAAAGGCUUGUUUUUCAUUGUGUCAUCUAUUCAUAGUUAACAAACAGUUUUUCUUUCUUUUUUCCUAAAAGACACUUCUUAUGAAGAUUUUUUUGGAAUCAAUGUUUUUUUUUGUCCUACAUUUUCAAUUGAAACAUGAGGUUGGGAUAUAUAAAAUGGAGGACACAUUGAAAACAAUUUGCUAUUCGGCAGGAUGUGAUGUUAGGGGGUGGAGAUUUAUCAUCGUAGACACAAUCUGAUUGGACAAAAUAUUCAUCUGCCUAGUGCAGGAUGAGUCAUUGAUAUUUUUGCUCUGUUUUCACCAGAAAAGAACGACUGUCAUUUUUGUAAACCUUUAAGUAAGCACUUUGAAACAAACACACAGACUAAAAGUAACUAUUAUUUCAUUUAAGAGUAAAUAAAGUUUUUCUCUAAUAUAUUUUUUCAGCACUUUAGACUGGCAUGCCCUUCUGUUCUGCUGAAGAGUCCAUUUGUCUUUACAGCAUUACAGCACAUAACAUCAUUAUCUAAGUAUAAUCAUGCACAAUUACUCUGGGAGUUACAUGCUGCGGUCUCUGCUCUCUUUAUUGGAUUUUGUACUUUGGACACAAUAAAACCUUCACAUAUUUACAGACGACAGAGGAAGACGGCAGUGUGACUGCACUGUAAAUUCACCAUGUUUCAUCUAAAGAAUAUCGCUGCCUUCAUAAUACUCUCUGCCUGCAUUUAUCAAGCUCAAGCUGGUGGCCAACGGGCGACAUCAGACACAGGAAAAGUCACAUUACAGCCAUGGCUGGUGGGACUGGCAGCCGUUGUUGGAUUUCUCUUUAUCGUCUUCGUUGCCCUCAUCAUCCAAAGACUUUUUUUCAAGAAAGACAAAAGUGCAGAAAAAGCAGAAAAGCAUGGAUUUUAUGAAAACAUAGCAGCUGAUCUGGAGGCAAGUGAGGAGACCAAGCAGACCAAUUUCUAAUGAGAAGAAAAGACGAUAACGUCCUUGCAAGCCCGUCUUGCUCUCUAUGGAAAUCAUGCUACAACUUUAUGCAGUAAUUGUUAUUUAAUUAUAUUCUAUCUUGUGUAACAUGUCAAUAUAUCAUUUUAAGUUAUACUUUUUGGCCUGCGGUUUUUUAAAGUUGUUUCUUAUAUCCUCCACCAGAUGGCGCAGCCUUCACCCAUUCACAGUGCUAUUUAAACACCUUUUUUUGGCACAUUCUCUAUGCAAGUUUUACUACUUUGGUGUAGAUGUAACUCAAAUCCCUAAAUAUGAAACAUUCAUUAUAGCACCGAGACCACUGGAACAGAAAAGCACAUACUAAAUGAUUCACUUUGUGCACAUAAUGCUCUGAUAAACUGGCUUUUGACUCGUAUGACAUGUCUCUGGGUUCGGCAUGUAUGUAUGCUAAAUAGACAAGGCUAUGAGAUCCAUUACUCAUUUUGAGUGACAGUUUGGACGUGUUAAAUGCUUCCAGUCAAAUGAUGUAACCCAGUUUUGCUUUUGGAACCAUUUGCUUGGCCUGGGGGGAUUAUGUGAUGAAAAUUUCAUUUGCAGAAACAAAAAAUGGCCAGGUGUUUAAUUGUGUUAAUAGGGAGUACAAUUAUUCCUCUGCUAAAAGGUGUAAUUUAAAGUAAACAGUGUUUAGAGCAAGACAUUGCAAGCAAAAACAUCUGUCCAUUUGCAGAUAUUUAAACUUUUGGGUUUUUCUUAAAUCGUUUUUUUUUCUCAGUAAGUUUGUAAAGAAAACAUCCAAAGCACUCUCUUAAGUGUUUCUUUUGUAAAAUAAACAAACUAAAAUAAACAAAAUAAUCAAAAUAAAAUAAACAAAAAAUUCAAUAUCCAAUAUUCAGAUUUUUGUGCUAGAAAUGUAUGCAAAUGAAUGCAUGUUCAAUUGUACACUGCAUCAUUUGCAUAACAGUUUGCAAUUCUUACAGUAAUUAAUCAACUGGUUAAAUAUGGCGAUAACUACCCAGCUGAUAGGGAAUGUUUUCAGAACAUUAUAUAAUGAUCACUAAAAGUUGUGAAAUGGUAGCAUGUAACAUUAAUAAAAUGAAUGUUUUUGGAGGAAC
Molecule: messenger RNA, 2678 nt
Organism: Danio rerio (zebrafish)
Lineage: Eukaryota; Metazoa; Chordata; Actinopteri; Cypriniformes; Danionidae
Source: RefSeq, a predicted model, not a curated record